CCCGGGACGCCGCCGCCAGGGCGAAGGUUAGUUCCGGUCCCUUCCCCUCCCCGCCCCACUUGGACGCGCUUGCGGAGGGUUACGUUGACGAGACUCUUAUUAUUUAUUUAUUUUUUGUCACCAACCUGUGGCGGAAUUUGCAGUUGCAGAUUGGCUCUGAUUCGCCCCGCCCCGAAUGACGGCUGCAGGGGGGCAGUGAAAAUACAGCCGCGCCGCCCCCAGUCAUCCUGGACACAUAAGUCAGCAUGCGUCCCGGGAACCCGGCAAUCUCUGCGUCCACAGAAUACACGGACGAUGCCCGAUACACUUUAAGGGCUGAAACCCACGGGCCUGGGAGACUAAGAGCGUUCCCUACGGCCAUGGGACAAGGAGAACAGAGCGCCCCGGCCGCUUCGGGGGCCCGGAAAAGGCGCGGCACAGGACCCAGGGAGGCGCGGGGAGCCAGGCCUGGGCUCCGGGUCCCCAAGACCCUUCUGCUCGUUGUCGCCACGAUCCUGCUGUCGGUCUCAGCUGAGUCUGCUCCGAUCACCCAACGAGACCUAGUUCCCCAGCAGAGAGCGGCCCCACAACAAAAGAGGUCCAGCCCCUCAGAGGGAUUGUGUCCACCUGGACACCAUAUCUCAGAAGACAGUAGAGAUUGUAUCUCCUGCAAAUAUGGACAGGACUAUAGCACUCACUGGAAUGACCUCCUUUCCUGCUUGCCCUGCACCAAGUGUGAUUCAGGUGAAGUGGAGGUAAGUCCCUGCACCACGACCGGAAACACAGUGUGUCAGUGUGAAGAAGGCACCUUCCGGGAAGAAGAUUCCCCUGAGAUGUGCCGGAAGUGCCGCACAGGGUGUCCCAGAGGGAUGGUGAAGGUCAGUGAUUGUACACCCUGGAGUGACAUCGAAUGUGACCACAAAGAAUCAGGUACAAAGCACAGUGGGGAAGCCCCAGCUGUGGAGGAGACCGUGACCAGCAGCCCAGGGACUCCUGCCUCUCCCUAUUCUCUCUCAGGCAUCAUCAUCAUAGGAGUCAUAGUUCCAGUCGUAGUCUUGGUUUUGGCUGUGUUUGUUUGGAAGACUUCACUGUGGAAGAAGGUCCUUCCUUACCUGAAAGGCAUCCGCUCAGGUGGUGGUGGGGACCCUGAGCAUGUGGACAGAAGCUCACAUUCCCCACAACAGCCUGGGGCUGAGGACGAUGCCCUCAGUGAGACCAUGAGUAUCUUGCAGCCCACCCAGGUCCCUGAGCAGGAAAUGGAAGUCCAGGAGCCAGCAGAGCUGACAGAUGUCAACACGUUGUCCCCAGGGGAGUCACAGCAUCUGCCGGAACUGGCAGAAGCUGAAGGGUCUCAGAGGAGGAGGCUGCUGGUUCCAGUGAAUGAAGGUGAUCCCACUGAGACUCUGAGACAGUGCUUCGAUGACUUUGCAGUCAUCGUGCCCUUUGACUCCUGGGAGCCGCUCAUGAGGAAGCUGGGCCUCAUGGACAAUGAGAUAAAGGUGGCCAAAGCUGAGGCAGCGGGCCACAGGGACACCUUGUACACGAUGCUGAUAAAGUGGGUCAACAAAACCGGGCGGGAUGCCUCUGUCCACACCCUGCUGGAUGCCUUGGAGACGCUGGGAGAGAGACUUGCCAAGCAGAAGAUUGAGGACCACUUGUUGAGCUCCGGAAAGUUCAUGUAUCUAGAAGGUAAUGUAGACUCUGCCAUGUCCUGAGUGUGAAUCUUAUCAGGAAGUCAGACCUUCCCUGGUUUACCUUUUUUCUGGGAAAAUGCCCAACUGGACUCCAGCCAGUAGGAAACUGCCACAAUUGUCACAUGACUGGUACUGGAAGAAACUCUCCCAUCCAACAUCACCCAGUGGAUGGAACAUCCUGUAACUUUUCACUGCACUUGGAAUUACUUUUAUAAGCUGCAUGUGAUAAUAAGGACACUAUGGAAAUGUCUGGAUCAUUCUAUGUUUGUGUGUACUUUGAGAUUUGGUUUGGGAUGUCAUUGUUUUCACGGCACUUUUUUAUCCUAACGUAAACGCUUUAUUUAUUUAUGUGGGCUACAUGGUAAGAUCCAUCUGCCGUAGCAUCUACGCAGUUGAUGUCCAACUUCACUUGAUACUAUACGAUAUGAACCUUUAUUCGGCGGAGGGUGCGGGGCAGUUCACUGUGUCUCCCAGGCUGGAGUGCAAUGGUGCAAUCUUGGUUCACUAUAGCCUUGACCUCUCAGGCUGAAGUGAUUCUCCCACCUCAGCCAUCCAAAUAGCUGGGACCACAGGCAUGCACCACCACGCCCAGCUAAUUUUUUGUAUUUUGUCCAGAUAUGGGGGCUCUCUGUGUUGCUCAGGGUGGUCUCGAAUUCCUGGACUCAAGCAGUCUGCCCACCUCAGACUCCCAAAGUGCUGGAAUUAGAGGCGUGAGCCCCCACGCCUGGCAUUACCUUUCUACUUUUAUAAUUCUGUAUGUUAUUAUUUUACGAACAUGAAGAAACUUUAGUAAAUGUACUUGUUUACAUAGUUAUGUGAAUGGAUUAGAUAAACAUAAAAGGAGGAGACAUACAAUGGGGGAAGAAGAAAAAGUCCCCUGUAAGAUGUCACUGUCUGGGUUCCAGCCCUCCCUCAGAUGUACUUUGGUUUCAAUGACUGGCAACUUCUACAGGGGCCAAUCUUUUGAACUGGAUAACCUUACAAGUAUAUGAGUAUUAUUUAUAGGUAGUUGUUUACAUAUGAGUCGGGACCAAAGAACUGGAUCCAUGUGAAGUCCUGUGUAUGGCUGGUCCCUACCUGGGCAGUCUCAUUUGCACCCGUAGCCCCCAUCUAUGGACAGGCUGGGACGGAGGCAGAUGGGUUAGAUCACACAUAACAUUAGGGUCUAUGUCAUAUCCCAAGUGAACUUGAGCCUUGUUUGGGCUCAGGAGAGAGAGGACAAAAUCUGUCACCCACGUCUGCCAUGGCAUCAAGGGGGAAGAGUAGAUGGUGCUUGGGAAUGAUGUGAAAUGGUUGCCAUCUCAGGAGUAGAUGGCCCGGCUCACUUCUGGUGAUCUGUCACCCUGAGCCCCUGAGCUGCCUUCUAGGGUACAGAUUCCCUACUUGAGGACCUUGGCCGCUCUGUAAGCAUCUGACUCAUCUCAGAAAUAUCAAUUCUUAAACACUGUGGCAACAGGACCUAGAAUGGCUGAUGCAUUAAGGUUUUCUUCUUGUGUCCUGUUAUAUUAUCGUUUUAAGACCUCAGUAACCAUUUCAGCCUCUUUCCAGCAACCCCUUCUCCAUAGUAUUUCAGUCAUGGAAGGAUCAUUUAUGCAGAUAGUCAUUCCAGGAGUUUUUGGUCUUUUCUGUCUCAAGGCAUUGUGUGUUUUGCUCCGGGACUGGUUUGGCUGGGACAAAGUUAGAAUUGCCUGAAGAUCACACAUUCAGACUGUUGUGUCUGUGGAGUUUUAGGAGGGGGUGGCCUUUCUGGUCUUAGCACUUCCAUCCUCUUCCACUUCCUUCUGGCUUCCCACUCAUUGUCCCCUGUACUUCUGGAAGGCACAGGGUGCUGCUGCCUCCUGGUCUUUGCCUUUGCUGGGCCUUCUGUGCAGGACGCUCAGCCUCAGGGCUCAGAAGGAGCCAGUCUGGUCCCAGCUCCCUUGUCCCUUCCACAGAGGCCUUCCUUGAAGAUGCAUCUAGAGUGUCAGCCUUAUCAGUGUUUAAGAUUAUUCUUUUAUUUUUAUUUUUAUUUUUUUUUGAGACAGAAUCUCACUCUCUCACCCAGGCUGGAGUGCAAUGGUACGAUCUUGGCUCAGUGCAACCUCCGCCUCCUGAGUUCAAGCGAUUCUCGUGCCUCAGCCUCCGGAGUAGCUGGGAUUACAGGCACCCACCACCACGCCUGGCUAAUUUUUGUAUUUUUAGUAGAGACGGGGUUUCACCAUGUUGGUCAGGCUGGUCUCGAACUCCCGACCUCAGGUGAUCCACCUCCGCCUCCCAAAGUGCUGGGAUUACAGGUGUAAGCCACCACGCCAGGCCAAGCUAUUCUUUUAAAGUAAGCUUCCUGACAACAUGAAAUAAUUGGGGGGUUUUUGUUGUUUAGUUACAUUAAGCUUUGCUAUAUCCCCAGGCCAAAUAGCAUGUGACACAGGACAGCCAUAGUACAGUGUGUCACUCGUGGUUGGUAUCCUUUCAUGCUUCUGCCCUGUCAAAGGUCCCUAUUUGAAAUGUGUUAUAAUACAAACAAUACAAGGAAGCACAUUGUGUACAAAAUACUUAUGUAUUUAUGAAUUCAUGACCAAAUUAAAUAUGAAACCUUAUAUAAAAA
This is a messenger RNA of Symphalangus syndactylus (siamang), 4257 nucleotides long. It is a transcript of the gene TNFRSF10B, whose product is annotated as TNF receptor superfamily member 10b. Gene Ontology annotation, biological process: TRAIL-activated apoptotic signaling pathway; positive regulation of apoptotic process. Gene Ontology annotation, molecular function: TRAIL binding. NCBI's taxonomy places the organism in Eukaryota, Metazoa, Chordata, Mammalia, Primates, Hylobatidae. The record is from RefSeq and is a predicted model, not a curated record. Gene Ontology annotation, cellular component: cell surface; plasma membrane.